AUGAAAAGAUACAUCGGCACUAGUGUAAAUAUAAACGGCUUCCUUAAAUAUAAAACGCUCUCGUGCACCUCGAGUCUGACUGUCGCGUCUUUUUUUAGAUUUCAGCUAACGAAUAACGCAAAGUGCCCACUGAGCAGUGUCUUUGUGAUACGCGCGCGUACAACAGUGCGCAUAGAGUUUAAAACAAGUGUGAACGUGUAUGUAACCAAGAUGAUACCGUGUUUCAUU
Iphiclides podalirius (scarce swallowtail) is the source of this 228-nucleotide messenger RNA. The record is from the annotation of a GenBank genome assembly. Lineage: Eukaryota; Metazoa; Arthropoda; Insecta; Lepidoptera; Papilionidae.